AUGCACCAACUGAUGCUCAACGAAGAAAAACAUUGUGGGGACAGGAGGUUGAUGGCGUUGUGUACCUAUUGGAGGCCACCGCAGGCUAACAUAAGUUUGUCCCUAUCCGUAAUUCAGUACGCAGAUACAGUCCGACUUACUGUUAUGGCUGAUGCGAGACUUACGCCCUUACAAACAGUACCUUCCAAAAGAUGGCCGACAGCUAUCAAGCGAUUCAACAGCCAACCGGGUUAA
Pieris macdunnoughi is the source of this 234-nucleotide messenger RNA. NCBI's taxonomy places the organism in Eukaryota, Metazoa, Arthropoda, Insecta, Lepidoptera, Pieridae. The record is from the annotation of a GenBank genome assembly.